This is a messenger RNA of Conger conger (European conger), 2263 nucleotides long. It is a transcript of the gene mcph1, whose product is annotated as microcephalin 1. The transcript is spliced from 13 exons. The record is from RefSeq and is a predicted model, not a curated record. The coding region runs from base 82 to 1848 and encodes 588 amino acids. Lineage: Eukaryota; Metazoa; Chordata; Actinopteri; Anguilliformes; Congridae. Gene Ontology annotation, biological process: mitotic cell cycle.
AUGUAAGCCCGCGCACGUUUUGCACAACUUUGUAUUUCAGACAGGCUUUGAAACUGGGCGGAGUUUGAGUUCAACAGGGAAAUGACUUCAGAAAAACUUUCUGAGACACUGAAAGAUGUUGUUGCUUUUGUCGACGUUUGGUCAUCCAGCAAGACUGAGAACUAUUCUAAACCUUUCAUUCAGCAGUUACGGGAAAUGGGAGCCGAGGUGUCGAAAACAUUUGACAAACGAGUAACUCACGUGGUGUUCAAAAAUGGUCACCAGUCCACUUGGAACAAAGCCAAGAAGAUGGGCGUGAAACUCGUGUCAGUUCUCUGGGUUGCCAGAUGUAAAGAUUGUGGUGAACACAUUGAUGAAGAUUCAUACCCUGCUAUAAAUGAUGAAAGCCACAGGAAUCCAGCAUUUACCAAGCGAACACAUCGAUGCAUGCAGCCAAGGGACAUUCCUGAGCAGAACCCGGAGAAUAACAAGUCGAUGAAGAGGAAGCUGGACCGAAUGAUGAAGAGCCUGACCAUGUCAUCGCCCAGCUCUCCGGACCUCUCCCCGUUCCUCAUCGACGAGGCGAGCGGGAUCGUUUACAGCCCGGCGUCCAAGAGGGCCAGCACCAUGGCACUGCGCCUCAAAGUCAUGAAGGAGAAGAGGGAAAGUCUUUCACGGACAGACGCAUCUGAUGAAGACGACUCCAGUGAUUUGGAUAUAUCUCUUAGUGACCUUCGUAGUAGCUUUCCUGGCAGCAAAAGUGAAGGAGAGACAUCCACUUUUGAUUUGGGUGACAGUAGAUCCGACAUUGAAAUUAAUAGGAGCGCUACAGAAUUGCCUCCCAGAACGGACACGACAAAGCAGGCAUCCGUCAAUCGUCAAGCAAAGAAAAAAACCGUGAAACGUCCAUGUCCUCAAGGGCUCCAUAGUGAAAGUAAAGGAACAAAAACCCAAGAGCACUCCAGCUCAUCUGUCCAAAGCAAUGCGCUCGAGUGUCAAACGUCACUUAAAAGUCCGGCUGCAUUAUUCGGAGAAGGUGCGAUCGCUCCGUCGCCUGCUGGACUCAGUUUGUCUGACAGUCGGGCUAUCAGAAAGCGGAGGAAAUCUUCUUUCAAAUGUGACCGAGCUGAAAAUGCUAACUCACAAACGCCUUGUACCGUAGCACUAUCUGGCGAAAGCGGACCCCCAGUGGAAAUGCGGCAAGUUUUAAAUACUGAGGGAAAUGACCCCUGCGGUCAAACGAAAGCGUCCAAAGUCCACAGCCUCUCCAGGGAUUGCAGUAGAUCGGCAAAGAAAACAUUAGUUAUGACGAGUAUGUCCGAAGACAGGCAGCACACAGUGCUCCAGGUGGUGAGCAGCCUGGGGGGGUUCUCCUUGGCGGAUGCGGUGGGAGAAGGCACCACCCACGUGGUAACGGGACGACCCCGUCGCACCCUCAGCGUCCUGCUGGGCAUCGCUCGCGGAUGCUGGAUCCUGUCCUUCCAGUGGAUCUUGUGCUGCUUGGAACAUGGGUGUUGGGUGUCUGAGGAACCCUUUGAGCUUUCUGAACACUUCCCCGCUGCUUCUGUCUGCCGCCUCCAGCAGCACCUGUCGGCGGGUGAGCACCAGCAGGACCUGUUCUCCGGCCAGCCGGUGAUGUUCGUGUCCCCCCAGUCCCAGCCCCCCACGCGGAGCCUGACGGAGCUCAUCCAGCUGUGCGGGGGCACGGUGUGCAAGACCGUGCGUCAGGCGGGCGUCUGCAUCGGCCCGUACAAGGGCAAGAAACCGCAGGGGACACGCAGUCUCUCUGAGCAGUGGGUGCUGGAUUGCCUCACUCAUCUGAAGGAACUGCCGUACGACAGCUAUGACCUGGACAAAAAAUCAGAGUGAAUGCUUUUCAAAUGUUUCCAAGAAAAGAGUACAUAUUUUUUCAGGAUAUUUUUGUUUUGUUAUUUUUCAUACCGCAGCAACAGUAUUGUAGACAUUGACAUACUUUUACAUUUUAGGCAUUCAGCAGAGACUCUUAGCUGGAGCGACUUCAUAGCUUGCAUGCUUUAGACACAAUACACUUAUACAGGUGGAUAUUUACUGAAGCAAAUCUGGUGAAGUAACUUACCCAAGUGUAUGGCCAGCACUCCAUCAAGUGAUCCAACUGACAGUCUGGGAGUUACACCCCCUGGCCAGUAUGCUACACUCUAGCCCACACAUUUAUAUAUAUUGUGUUUCUGCAUUUUAAAAGAAUAAACGUGUGUAUGGAUUUAAGAAAUAAAAUGAGAGUGUUUGGAGAUGCCUGUAAGAGACAAAA